GUGAAAGGUAGCUACGGCAAGCAAAAGCGGACAGAAAGCGGCGCUGAAUAAACAUCAGCAGGAGAAGUUAAGUACUACACAACUGUGUCUGUACAAAUAGUACGAAUAUUUACCAUAAAGCGGUUUAUAUAGCAGUGUAAUGAGAUUUAAAGGAAGUUCUGGACAGCUCAGAUUACGGGUCUGGUUCCUGCUUUGGUCCAGCUGCAUGCUGUCUGUAUGGUCCCAUGGAGGACAGCAUGGAGAACCUGCCGGUUCAGAUCAAGUGCAUCCACCAAUCACCCGACUGGACAGAAACAUGGUUCAGGAUAAAGACCACAUAAUGGAGCACUUAGAAGGGGUGAUUGAAAAGCCAGAGUCGGACAUGACACCUCAAGAGCUGCAGCUUCACUACUUCAAGAUGCAUGACUAUGAUGGCAACAAUCUGCUGGAUGGACUUGAGCUUGCCACUGCCAUUACUCAUGUGCACAGGGAGGAAGGGGGAGAUGGUAGCCGGCCAAUGAGGGAAGAUGAUCUCAUUAACCUCAUUGAUGAUGUCCUCCGAGAUGACGAUAAAAACAACGAUGGCUACAUUGACUAUGCAGAGUUUGCAAGGUCUCUGGAGUAAAAGAAGACGGGAACAGCCACCGCCUUACUGUGAAUGCAGUUUACCUCUGAUGUACAAAUAAAUGGCACAUUCCUUCAUGUGUAUGCAGUUUGAUAGUCACAGUUUAUUCAUACUCUAGUGUAACCAGUUUAAACUAAUAAAAUGAAAGUGUCAGGGUCAUGUAGAGACAUGAGAGUGUUUUUUUUAUCAAUGUUGCACUCACAGCUGUACAUCUCUUGUCAGAAUGGACCCUUGAUACAUAAACUGCCAAUUUAUACACUGUCAACAAUCAGAUGUUCUGGUAAAUAAAUAAUACAUUAUUUGCAGUGACACUCUCAUGCAAAGCUUUUUGUUAAAUGAAGCUAAAUGGGACAUAAUUGCUGCUCUACUGAUGAAGGCAAACACAUGCGCUUUCUGCCUUAAAUGAAAAGGGCAUUAGUAAAUUCUAUUCAAAAUGAUCUGACAGUUUUGUGAGCUCCUAACAUCUGCCUAACUGAUUUUACCAAUCACUAUGCAAUGUGCCUGUUUGGAACUGUAAGGCAUGAUUGAAAUCUUUUGUUGCUGAUGUUACUUUGGUUGACUUUGAAACAGAUACCGGAGUAGAGCAUUGCACACAUUGGAAAUUUAUUUGAGUGGGUGUUUGGAAAUUCUUACGCAAGGAAAAGCUCAGGUUGAGAAACUGAUUUGCAGCUGGUUACAGGAGUUUACCCCCUUAGGAGAGGCCGAAUGUAAAUGCCAUAUUUUACACCAAUGUUAUUGGAAAAACUAUUCAUAAAAUGGCAGCAAGAAUGGUGUUUGACAUACAGCACAGUACAUUUAUUUUUACCAAAUCUGGAAAAAAUACUGAUGACUGAAUAGAAAUGUUAUUAAAACCGCACAUAUACUCCAUUGUACAUUUGAUUUGUUCUGCUAUCAUUUGUUUUUCAUGUUUAUGUUCCUUAAAGCCCUUAUUUAAACAUGUCAACAACAUGUUCAGUGUGAAUUGAAUCUAGAGUAUUUCAUAAUAAGCCACUACAAAAUGGUUAAUGUUUUGAAAAAUAAUUUAAAUGAAUCAUUAUUUUGUGUAGGUAGACAUGGCAAUAAUUGAGAAAACAUGUUCUGUGUUUGCAGCUAUAAUAAAAACAGAAAAUGUCAA
Xyrauchen texanus (razorback sucker) is the source of this 1718-nucleotide messenger RNA. Its product is annotated as multiple coagulation factor deficiency protein 2 homolog. Bases 140 to 604 code for a protein of 154 amino acids. The transcript has 4 exons. Gene Ontology annotation, molecular function: calcium ion binding. Lineage: Eukaryota; Metazoa; Chordata; Actinopteri; Cypriniformes; Catostomidae. The record is from RefSeq and is a predicted model, not a curated record.